GUGACGUGUAGAGUUCCGUCAGUGUAGCGGUGUCUGUCGGCCAGCCUGCCCCAGCCAACGGCAGCCUUGCCCGGCAAAGAGAUCCAAGAGGGGUCGGUCCAUGACGGAGCGGAGGAGAAGAAAAACAGAAAGGAGUGGACAGAGGACCGCAGCGUGGAGGUGAAGGUACACGACUAGUUGUUUUGGUUUUGCCUUCAGGACUCGGGGAGCGUGUUUUGGCAGUGAUGUGACUCUAAGGUGGGAGAGGAUAUUUUUUAUUUUGUUUUGGUCCUUUUCUGCGCUUACACUGAGCAUUCAGCUGAGGAGCAUCGUGGAAGAGCAGCCGCACUCCUGCUGAUCUGCCGCCGCUGCUCUCCCCUCCGUCCAGCGGAUAAACGUGUGUGGAUGCUGUGGUGUUUUCUGCAUUUUUGCAUUAAAUUACACACCUGGAAAGGUGGAAAAAAAAAACUACAAUAAGAUCAGGGAAUAAGCGAGGGGAAGCAAGAAAUGUUUAGUAAGUUGUGAGGCUGUGGUGUAUAACGGACACAAGGAGGAGACGCUGCAGGAGCAGAACCCAAAACCUGCAGGUUUGUUGAGCCUGUGGGGAUGAGGACGAGCAGGGACGCAACGCAUCCAAGGUGUCAGUGUUAUUAGAGGAGGGGGAGCGGCAGGAGGAGAGGCAUUAGAGCACAGAUUGUCCCCCUUCUAAGGAGGCGGUGAUGGCGGGUGAAGGCACCGGGGUCCUCGCAUUCCGACAGCCGACCGCAGCCCUGAAAGCAGCCGCAGCAGCAGGAGCAGCAUGAGGAGGAGGAGAUCAGAGAGAGCAAACACAGAGGAGGUGACCCUUAUCAUACCCUGAAGGAGACGAGACAAAGAGCAUGAUCUUGUGUUUGUCCACUGUGCCAAAGAAGAGCCAGGGAGACGCCUCCAUGGCCAGAGUAACAUUGCCAUCCUAGCUCCAUCAGGGGCCCUUUUAACCCUUCUACAAGCUGAUCUGGGGGGCUCAAACGUUCCCCUGACUCCACCAGGAGGCUCGCUCCAACUCAACUGCCAGCUCAGAUAACCCUCUGACUGUUGGCAACCACAUGUUUGAGGUGACUGUAUGUGACCGCCGCCGCCGCCCAUUCUCGAGCAGCAGCAGCCUCCUGCGACCCCGAUCUGCACCAUGCAGUGGAGACGGCGGCACUGCUGUCCCAUCAAGAUGACCUGGACCGUCAAGCGUUCGCUCUUUCGAACACAUGUGGCCGGACUCCUCUCGCUGGCUCUGCUCUUCACCCUCUUCUUGUUUUUCAGCCACCAAGACUGGCUGCCAGGGCGCAGUGGGCCCAGGGAAAACCCGCUGGCCUACACCGUCAGGGGCUUUCGCAGCCCCAAGGGAGAAGCAAACCAGAGCAACUCUCUGAGGAGCCUUUGGAGAGAGACAGGAUAUGUUGCACCAAAACCUCUGCUCAACCUCAGCUCUCAGCAGUCGGAUGGAGCAGCAGGGGAUGCAGCAGGAGGAGGGGGAGGUGGUGGAGGAGGAGUCGCCAGGAUGGGAGUAAUGGGGCUUGGGGACACCAUGAGCACUAACAACAGUUUACAGAGGGAGAUGGGUGUUGGUGGGAGGCUCAGCGCUCAGCCAUACCGCUACAUCCUUAACGAGCCCAACAAGUGUAGGGACAGCACACCCUUCCUUAUCCUCCUCAUCGCUGCAGAACCGGGCCAGGCAGAUGCCCGCAACGCCAUCCGUCAGACAUGGGGGAAUGAGAGUGUAGCAAUGGGGCUGGGGUUUGUCCGUCUCUUCCUUCUCGGCACAGGAAAGAGCUCGGACACUUUCCUCCAGAGCAGCAUCGAGGAAGAGAGUCAUAUCCACCAUGACAUCAUCCAACAGGACUAUCAGGACACCUACUACAACCUGACCAUCAAGACCUUGAUGGGUAUGAACUGGGUGGCAACGCAUUGCCCGCAUGCCACUUACGUGAUGAAGACAGACAGCGACAUGUUUGUCAAUACCGAGUAUCUCAUCCAAAAGCUGCUGAAGCCCGAGUUACCUCCAAAGCAGAGGUACUUUACGGGCUAUCUGAUGAGAGGCUAUGCACCAAACCGAAACAAGGACAGCAAGUGGUACAUGCCACCAGAGCUGUACCCGAGCGAGCGUUACCCAAUAUUCUGCUCAGGCACUGGGUACGUGUUCUCAGGGGACAUGGCUGAGCUGAUCUACCAGGCCUCUCUCAGCAUACGCAGACUGCACCUGGAGGACGUUUACGUGGGGAUCUGUCUGGCCAAGCUGCGCAUCGACCCAGCGCCCCCUCCCAAUGAGUUCCUCUUCAACCAUUGGCGGGUGUCUUACUCCAGUUGUAAGUACAGCCACCUGAUCACAUCCCAUCAGUUCCACCCCAACGAACUCAUCAAGUACUGGAACCACUUGCAGACCAACAAGCACAAUGCCUGUAUUAACCUAGCCAAGGAAAAGAACGGCAGGUACAGACACCGAAAGUUUCACGGAGAGAGGCCUCCUUGACGCAUCCUGUGAAGACCACUCGCCUAAAAAAAAAAGGGGAACUGAGCGCACUGUAUCUACAGCCGGUGACGGGCAUGUUAAACACUAUAUGGGGAAAAAGCACAUUGUUUUUGGUAUUGUGUACAGUCAAUGAUCCAAAAUAUUUUUUAAUUUGAGAAAAAAAUGUUAAGUAUUGUAAACCUGUUGAGCUAUUUCUAAAAGGGAGAUUGGGAAACAUGUCUGUACAAUAUGGAGCAUGCACAAAACUGCUGCAGCUCAAAAAGUAGUGUUUAUGAUCAUUCAGGUGCCAUAGACAGCUGGUAAUUUAUUCUACACUUAAUGUGAGGGCUCUCUUUUAAUGGGUAGUACAGUAUGUCGCACUCUUCAAAUAUCAAAAAAAGACACCCGUGUGUUUACACAGACUAAUGGAACUGCACAUGUAUAAUGUCGAAAGUUACACUACCUAAAUAUGAAUGAAAGUAUCUUUGACGUUGACCAGUUAUGCUGCCCUGUUUCUCAGUGUUUACUUUACAGAUUUAUCAAAGAAUAGGACUCUAAAGAGAAGGUUUAUGUCAUAAACUGUAUUUUAUUUUUAAAACAUCGGCGAGAAAGCACUCAGAUUCACGUCAGAGAUGACUGAGAUUGUAUUUUUUAAAGCUUUACAUUGAGUAUGACUGCACUUGAGCAAAUGUGCAAUUAAUCAAUUAAAAAUAAAUGUAUUGAACUCA
Molecule: messenger RNA, 3186 nt
Organism: Notolabrus celidotus (New Zealand spotty)
Lineage: Eukaryota; Metazoa; Chordata; Actinopteri; Labriformes; Labridae
Gene: b3galt2
Product: UDP-Gal:betaGlcNAc beta 1,3-galactosyltransferase, polypeptide 2
Exons: 2
Coding region: 1145-2479 (444 amino acids)
Cellular component (GO): membrane
Molecular function (GO): N-acetyl-beta-D-glucosaminide beta-(1,3)-galactosyltransferase activity
Source: RefSeq, a predicted model, not a curated record